CUUUUACUUUCCGUUUCCAGCUUUCUUUCACUACUGUUGUUCUCAUCCUUAAACCCCACAACCCAAAAAGCAAAAACCCUUCUCUAACAAGCUCCAAUCCCCACUUUCUCACUCCCUUUUCUCUAUUCCGAUAAAAUGAACUUCGGCGAAGCCAAGAACCCUUCAACUUUCUCACCUCCCAAACAACAAAACCAACCCCAACUCAACCUCCAACAAGCCUUCGCCACCUUUCAACACAAUUGCUCUGGUUUCUUCCAUCAAUUCUCCCAACUCCCUCUCUUCAACCCCAACCCUUCUUCCCUCAAAACCCAUCUCCAAACCACCCUCUCCGACCUCCAAAACCACGCCAAAAACGCAUUUGCCGCCGGAAUUUCGCGUUUCGAACCGGGUUCUUCAUCCGGGUCUAACCCGGUUUGGGCCCGGAUUUCCACAAACAAUGAGACCCAGGUUGCCGCUGCAGGGCCCAAUUCUCGCCCUCGCCGGCCGCGAACUGGCAUGUCGAUUGAGGCCAUCGAGGAGCGCCUGGCGGGUAUCCCCGUGUAUGCUCUUAGCAAUUCGGCUGACGAGUUCGUGUUGGUUUCGGGCACUUCGUCUGGGAAAUCUCUUGGGUUGUUCUGUUUCAAGAAAGAGGACGCCGAGGCGCUUCUUGGGCAGAUUGAAAGUUUAGACCCUGGAAUGAGGAGUGGGUCCAAAGUGGUGCCUGUUGCUUUGAACAAGGUUUUUCAGCUCAAAGUUGAUGGUGUGUCGUUUCGGUUGAUUCCUGAGACUUCUCAAGUGAAGAAUGCGAUUGUGGAGAGGGAAAAGGCUGGUGUUUCUGAUGAUAGCUUUCCCGGGGUUCCAGUUUUCCAGUCAAGGAGCUUGAUUCUCCGGAGCCAAAACAAGAGCUACCACCCAGCAUUUUUCAGAAAGGAGGAUCUCGAAAAAUCGAUGAUAAGAGCUUCUCGCGAACAGGGUCGGUUAAAUCCUGGCUUCAAACCAGGGGCAAUCGAGGUUGCUGUUCUUGAGGAUGUAAUAAAGGGAAUGAAGGAGAGCUCUACAUCAAAAUGGGAUGAUAUUGUUUUCAUUCCACCAGGAUUUGAUGUCUCUACCAAUCCUACUGAAGAAGACACCAAAUGAAUAGGCAAUGACAUCUUUCACAAGCUCAUCAAGUUUGUACAAAACAAAAGUAAGUUUCUUUCUAUAUGUUGGCAUUGUUGAGUUAAUGCGUAUACAAAGGAAUAUUACUAAGUUAGGGCUUAGAUUUAAUGUGUAUCUACCCAAUUGCCAUGCAAUGCACUCACAAUUUUUCAAGUAAUAUGAAUCUCUUAUUAUUAUGAUUA
Humulus lupulus (European hop) is the source of this 1319-nucleotide messenger RNA. RefSeq names its product protein TIC 22-like, chloroplastic. Gene Ontology annotation, cellular component: chloroplast. The transcript has 7 exons. The record is from RefSeq and is a predicted model, not a curated record. Gene Ontology annotation, biological process: protein transport. Bases 136 to 1116 code for a protein of 326 amino acids. Lineage: Eukaryota; Viridiplantae; Streptophyta; Magnoliopsida; Rosales; Cannabaceae.